AUGGCUGCAUUGGCAGGAAAAGGUUGGAAUUAUGUUGCAGGGGUACCGGAAACUGAAGAACAACAAAAAUACCGCUUCCAAGUCGAACUUGAGUUUGUGCAGUGUCUGGGAAACCCAAAUUACUUGAACUUUCUAGCUCAAAGAGGCUACUUUAAGGACAGCACCUUCAUAAACUAUUUAAAGUACUUACUGUACUGGAAAGAAGCCGAGUAUGCGAAGUUCCUGAAGUACCCCAUGUGUUUGUAUUUCUUGGACCUCCUUCAGUAUGAGCAUUUUCGAAGAGAACUAGUGAAUGCCCAAUGUUCAAAAUUCAUAGAUGAUCAGCAAAUUUUGCUCUGGCAGCACUAUACAAGGCGGCGUAAUAGGCUACUCAAUACUCCUGCAGUGAAUGGAAGUAUGGAUCCAAAUGUCAAUAACCAAAUGAGCCAAAGUAAUGGACAUAUGAACUCAAAAAUCACAUAA
Messenger RNA from Phaedon cochleariae (mustard beetle), 462 nucleotides. NCBI's taxonomy places the organism in Eukaryota, Metazoa, Arthropoda, Insecta, Coleoptera, Chrysomelidae. The record is from the annotation of a GenBank genome assembly.